GUUGAAGAACUUCAGAAAACCAAAGAUGAAACGCAACAGAAGCUUACCGAAAUCGAAGCUGCUCUGGCCGAAUUGCAAAAGGCGGAAACAAUGGCACGCCGUAACGUGGCUCAUUUCGAAACAGAGGUAUCUCAAGCCACAUCCAAGGCUCGGUAUUGGCAGCGUGAGAUUCGUGGUCUACGCUUGCAUCGCAUCGAUGAUGAUGAUGAUGUUGACGAGGAUGAAGACAAUAGAGAUACAGACAAACCACAGGAUAGUGAUGCGGACCAACCCAGUUCGUCGCAGAUCGCGGAUGGUUUGACACAAACUGCGCCUAGUCAGCCGGAGGCCGAUGGAACCAUCAGCUCCCCAUCCGGAUUGAAAAAACGUCGCGGCCGAUCCACUGAUUUACCAGCCUACACAGUGGAGCAGCUCCAGGAAAGCACUUCGUGCGGACAGGCUAUGAUAGAAUCCCCGCAUUGGAGCAUUUUGAGACGAGCUCUGAACAACGAAAUUCGUUCACGGGCCGAAGAAGAAGAAGUGCUAUCUGUGGAUACACAAGAGAUGAAGCUUCUCGAAGAGCGAAUCGCGAGUAUGGCACCGAAUAUGGCUGCUAUUGAAGAGUUUCGACGCAAAGCAGAAAUUUACUUGACGCGUGUUAGUGAGUUAAAUCAAGUGACGUCCGUUCUGGCCGAGCAACGUAAACUGAUGGAUGACGCCAAGGCCAAGCGACUUUCAGAGUUUCUCGACGGAUUUCAUUCCAUCACGGCAAAAUUGAAGGAAAUGUAUCAAAUGAUUACGCAAGGUGGUGAUGCUGAAUUGGAACUAAUCGACUCUUUGGAUCCGUUUUCGGAGGGCAUUGUGUUCAGCGUCCGGCCACCAAAAAAAUCAUGGAAAAAUAUCGCCAACUUAUCAGGUGGCGAGAAAACUCUGUCCAGUUUGGCUCUGGUUUUUGCGCUACAUCACUACAAACCUACCCCACUGUAUGUCAUGGAUGAAAUCGACGCUGCUCUCGAUUUCAAAAACGUUUCUAUCGUUGGAAACUAUUUGAAGGAGCGCACCAAAAACGCACAGUUUAUCGUUAUCUCAUUGCGUAAUAAUAUGUUCGAGCUGUCUGAUCGCCUAAUUGGAAUAUACAAGACGUUCAAUAUCACAAAAACAAUCACCUUAGAUCCUGGACCACUGAUGGAUCGACUGAGCAAGUUAGUUGUUCGGGUUGCUACCGUUCAUGGUCGUGAGAAGGAUUUAAUGGAGUAUCAACAACAACUUCAAAGUCAACGACAACAGCAGCAGCAACAACAAGAACAACAGCCACAACCAUCGAGUCAGAUGACUACUAUACCUCAUCAGGCAUAUGAUGCUCCAGAUUCUCAACCGGUCCAUCCAUCGGGACCUCACUUUUUCGAAGAUCAAGCCCCAGAUUGUCCCAUUAAGAUCAGUGACGUAAGUGGUGAAGGCACUUUGAAUAUUGAUAGUGUCUACCACAUUUUUCGGUACCGAGUGAGAGCUGUGUCGCUUUUGUUUACCGCCAAUUAA
Echinostoma caproni is the source of this 1515-nucleotide messenger RNA. The record is from the annotation of a GenBank genome assembly. Lineage: Eukaryota; Metazoa; Platyhelminthes; Trematoda; Plagiorchiida; Echinostomatidae.